Messenger RNA from Nothobranchius furzeri (turquoise killifish), 1280 nucleotides. RefSeq names its product perilipin-2. NCBI's taxonomy places the organism in Eukaryota, Metazoa, Chordata, Actinopteri, Cyprinodontiformes, Nothobranchiidae. The record is from RefSeq and is a predicted model, not a curated record. Gene Ontology annotation, cellular component: cytosol; lipid droplet. Gene Ontology annotation, biological process: positive regulation of triglyceride storage; lipid storage.
GGAAAUCUCGCAGUGAUCACAACAGGUGAGCACUAAUUGAUAAACAUCCCAUUUCUAUUUUAGCCGGUUCUCCUUCAUGGUUCGGGAUUAUAAAUGAUGAGUCGAGCAUUUCUUUGAACCUUUUCUCAAUCACGUCAGGUGAUCACAAGAAACUCGAGUUUUACUCGUUUUAGCACCAGUUUGUGGGAAAAUGCCCUCAAACAACAAUAACCAGAAAGUGGCUCCUAGUGCAAUAGACAGGAUUACAAAGCUGCCCGUGGUUCGUUCAGCUUGUUCCACGCUGUCAGACCUGUAUAAAGGUACUAAAUGUAACCAUUCCAACCUGAAGUUCUUGUGUGAAGCGCUGGAAAGCAGAAUGACCGCCUUAAGCACCGCGGCCUACACCCGAAUCUCACCUGCCCUUGGAAAACUGGAGCCCCAGAUUUCCAUCGCAAAUAGUGUCGCGUGCAAAGGUCUCGACUGGCUGGAAACCUCUUUUCCGGUGCUGCUGUCGCCCACAGAAGAGGUUGUCGUCACUGCCAAGAACAAGAUAAUUGAGAUUCAGGAUGUGGUGAGCAUUGCAGCCAGUGGAACUAUUGAUUGCGUUCAGCACACAGUGACGUGGGUGAAGGGCAGGGUGCUUCUGGCGGAUGAUGGCCUAUCACUGGUGGACAGAGCCAUCGGUGUAGCCGCUGUGGGUCUGGACUCAGCUCUGACCCUGUCAGAGGCUCUGAUGGAUCAUGUCCUACCCCAAACGGAGGAUGAAGAGAAACAAGCCCACUUGGUAGAGGGUUUUGAGACGGCCACUCAUGGUAGAAGUUAUUCUGUGAGAAUGAGCAACCUCACUGGGAAACUGUGUCGGAGGACCUACUAUGCAGUUGGCUCUAAAAUCCCAUCAUUUCAGCUGAGAGAAAGUUUAUCCAGGUCUACCCAUCUGGUCCAGGACCUUCACACCAGCUGUUGGACCCUGGCUCUGAGCAUUCAGGGACUGCCUCAGUACCUGCAGCAUCAGGCGGGUUCCAUGUUUGUCUUCAUUGCCCACUUGUACAACUUGGGCUUUCAGUCACAAGGGAGACGGUCUCAAGGUCCACGCCGACGUGGCGCUGCUGAAGCUUUUCCCACGAAGGAGCUGGGUCGCCUACAGAACAUGCCCACCUUCCGAAUGAGGCCCGCCAGGACGGCACCACUAGAGAACGGCUGUAAUGUUAAGGGAUGUGUGAGGGGAAAUUGCAACUGAUGCUGGGCUAUAAAAUGAAUAUUUUUGGAAACUAAUGUAAAAUAAAAUUCUGAAGCUACGUGAA